CCUGGGUGGAAGCUGAUUGUCAUGUGACUAGGCUUGAGAGCUGUAGCUGUGCUUGGUUGGUGUGAAGCAGCAGUCGUGGUGAACUAUGGAUUUCUUGUUGGGAAACCCUUUUGCCACACCGGUGGGGCAGCGCAUUGAAAAAGCCACAGAUGGGUCACUGCGUUCUGAAGACUGGGCCUUAAAUAUGGAGAUAUGUGAUAUUAUUAAUGAAACUGAAGAAGGACCAAAAGAUGCCAUAAGAGCACUCAGGAAGAGAAUUGUGGGGAACAAGAACUUUCAGCAGGUGAUGCUGGCCCUAACGGCACUUGAGACAUGUGUGAAAAACUGUGGUCAUCGUUUUCACAUGUUGGUCGCCAGCCAGGAAUUUGUUGAGGGUGUGCUAGUGAAAACUAUCCUUCCCAAGAACAACCCACCAGCCAUCGUCCAUGACAAAGUGCUCAAUCUCAUCCAGGCCUGGGCAGAUGCCUUCCGCAGUUCUCCAGACUUAACAGGGGUUGUCGCUGUGUACGAGGACCUUAGAAGAAAGGGACUAGAGUUUCCAAUGACUGAUUUAGAUACUCUCUCUCCUAUUCACACGCCUCAGCCGAGUAUAUAUAAGCCUGAACCUGUUCUGCAACCGAAUUGUCCACCAUUGGAUCCAGUGCAAAUAGGAGGUUCAGUAAAUCCUCCUGCUUCCACCCCUUUCCUCAGUCCAGCAGAAGGUACUACAAAUGGUGCUGUCACCCCCACACCUGAUCAGGUUGCAAAGCUUCGCAGUGAGCUGGAGGUAGUAAACGGGAAUGUCAAAGUAAUGUCUGAGAUGUUGACUGAAGUGGUUCCACAGAAAGCGAAGCAGUCCGAUUUGGAAUUGCUGCAAGAAUUAAACCGUACAUGCCGAUCCAUGCAGGAAAGAAUCCUGGAGCUUAUACCUCGAGUGACCAAUGAACAGCUGACGGAAGAACUUCUUAUUGUAAAUGACAAUCUCAAUAAUGUUUUCCUGCGCCAUGAGAGGUUUGAGAGGAUGUUUUCUGGGCAGGCUGGAAGAGCUCCAGAAGUACAGGUGCCCAGUAACAGAGAUGCCCCACCUUCUCUUAUUGACCUUAAUAAAUCUCCACCUGCUUCCCAGGCUCCUGAUGUCGCACUCUCUUCACAGCUAGCUGUCCUCAAUGUGAGCUCUGGGUCUGUAAGUGGAACUCUUCAGUCUCUUGAACACACAAAGAAACCUGGGGAUGACUUUGACAUGUUUGCACUUACCAGAGGGAGCAAUCUAGCUGAUCAACGCAGGAGUGUGAAGUAUGAGGAUCCACAUGCUGCAGAUGGUCUUGCCGGAGCCCUGGAUACUCGGCAGCAAAACACUGGAGCGAUUCCAGUGACUCAAAACAACUUUAUGGAAGACAUUGAGAAAUGGCUUUCCACAGAUGCUGAAGAAGAGAUUGAGGGAGAAGAUGGUGUCACAAGUGAAGAAUUUGAUAAAUUUCUAGAGGAGCGGGCAAAGGUUGCAGAUCGACUUCCACCUUUGUCUUCUCCCUCAACGGAGGCCCCCCGGGCAGCAACCAGCACAGGACAGGGCAGGAAGGAAAAAGAUGAAGAUGCCCUCUUUGGGUUGUGAGUCCUCAUACCGGAGUGACAUACAUUGAGACAUCUCUAAGG
Molecule: messenger RNA, 1629 nt
Organism: Nanorana parkeri
Lineage: Eukaryota; Metazoa; Chordata; Amphibia; Anura; Dicroglossidae
Gene: TOM1
Product: target of myb1 membrane trafficking protein
Exons: 15
Coding region: 86-1588 (500 amino acids)
Biological process (GO): signal transduction
Cellular component (GO): membrane; endosome
Molecular function (GO): clathrin binding; ubiquitin binding; phosphatidylinositol binding
Source: RefSeq, a predicted model, not a curated record